Molecule: messenger RNA, 1816 nt
Organism: Aureobasidium pullulans EXF-150
Lineage: Eukaryota; Fungi; Ascomycota; Dothideomycetes; Dothideales; Saccotheciaceae
Product: oxalate decarboxylase, secreted
Exons: 3
Coding region: 171-1688 (505 amino acids)
Biological process (GO): oxalate metabolic process
Source: RefSeq, a predicted model, not a curated record
CUAGCUUUCAUUUAUCCUCGCGAAUGGUUACGCAAGGUCAGAACGAUGAUGUGUGUUUACAGAGCUCGUAACCGAGUCCGCGGGGUAUGCUGGUGCUACUGAUAUAUAUACUAGAGGACGAUGCCUGGGCUUGAGGCGAGAGCUUCAUUGUAUCCCAAUUGACACUUAAAAUGCGAAGAGCAAUCUCCCUCCUUGCGGCUUCAGGCCUGCUGAGCUCAGUGCUCGCCGCUCCGGCUCCAAACAGAGUCAAGCCUCGCCAGGAAUCUGCUGUCCAAUUCUUCGACAACACCAACAAUCCCACCGCCACUCCUUUUGGACCGGCAGGUGCUUCUGGUUCUCUAAGAGGUGGGCCUGAACUCAGAGGUCCCAACCCUACCAACGUUGUCAACUUCAACGACCCCGCCGUGGUCCCAUCUAGCGCUUACUCUGUGCUUCCUCUCCAAACCGCGGAUGCAGACACUGGAUUCUACCUCGAUCUCUCGCAAGUCGAAAACCCACAGCCCAUUCGUGGCAAUGGAGGAAAGUCGCCGACCGAUCCUGGACCGAGGAACAGAGAGGUCGAGAAGCAGAACCCAGAUUUGUUCAUUCCCCCAGGCACCGACGCAGGCGAUGUCUCAAACGCCAAAUGGCCCCUUGGUCUUUCUCACAACAGACAUGGAUUGAAUGGCGCAGGCUGGGCGAGACAGCAGAAUGUCAAUCAGAUGCCCAUCGCCAAGAACAUGGCUGGAGUUGAUAUGCAUCUUGAGCCUUAUGCAUAUAGAGAGUUGCACUGGCACCAAGCCAACGAGUGGUCAUACAUCUUGAACGGCUCCGUUCGCCUUAACGCCGUCAAUGAGGCCGGCGAGACGACGACCGAUGACCUUCAAGCUGGCGAUGUCUGGUUCUUCCCUGCCGGAGUGCCUCAUAGCAUCCAGGCACAUGAAUCUGGUGUCGAAUUCCUCCUUGUCUUUGACGAGGGUAGCUUCAGUGAAGACAACACCUUCCUCUUGUCUGAGCUUUUCGCACGUAAUCCCAAGUCGGUUUUGGCCAAGGACCUCCGUGUCGAUAUCUCCGCCCUCGACCAUAUUCCUCAGGAUCAGCUGUACAUCUUCAAUGGCACAGCUCCUCCAACAAACGUAUCUGACCCCCUCAACAACAUCACCGGUCCUGCUGGUGUCAUCCCUAACGACAAAUCUUACACAUACCACUUCUCCGAGCAGAAGCCUUAUGAAGUCCAGGGCGGCAGCGUAAAGAUCAUUGACACCCAAACCUUCCCCGCCGCAUUCGACUUCGCCGUCGGUCUCUUCACGAUCAAGCCCGGUGCCAUGCGUGAGCUCCACUGGCACACCACGUCCGACGAGUGGGACUUUAUCAUCAGCGGUCAAGGCCGUCUGACCGUGUUCCAAGCACCACAGUCAUCACGAACUUUCGACUUCCAGGCUGGUGAUGUUGGCUACGUCCCUGUAGUCACUGCCCACUAUCUGGAGAACACUGGCACUGAAGACUUGGUCUACUUGGAAGUCUUGCAGGCGCCGAUCUACAAUGAUAUCAGUGUUGCUCAAUGGUUGGGCUUGACACCUAAGCAGGUCGUGAAGGAACAUCUUGGCUUCAGUGAAGAUACACUUAACCGUCUGCCUAAGAUUAAGCCUUUCAUCUUGCCUGGAGAUACGGACUUGAGUCAGACCAACUUCACCUCUGAGGCUGAGUAGAUAAUGGCUGGAAAGCGAUCGGACGACAGUAGAUCUGUCCGACACAAACAAUUGCAGAUGAGCCAUAAUAUGCAAUGCCCUGAUGGCUAGUUGAAGAUGUACACACCCUUCGCCGUGACUGUAAAGAG